Molecule: messenger RNA, 438 nt
Organism: Peronospora farinosa
Lineage: Eukaryota; Oomycota; Peronosporomycetes; Peronosporales; Peronosporaceae
Source: the annotation of a GenBank genome assembly
AUGAGUGCAUAUUUGUUUCUCCUAGGGGAGGAAAUUAAUCUUCACAAGCGUCUUGUCGUCUCUUCCACCAAGACGCGCAGCUUCGUCACGUCGCAAUUUCGCGCCGCUAACUACAAGAAGCAGCCGACCGCCGUGAUCCUUGCUGCCGCAGAUGUCGCGGCCAUAAGCGGCUUGGCCCUCACCGAUCUGGUGAACGCCCGCGAGAAGCCCGUGGAUGUCGACGCCAUUAAGAAGGAGAUCGUGGAGAUCUUCGAUGAGAAUAAUUACAUGGGUCCUACGUUCGUACGUCUCGCGUGGCACUCGAAGUACGUCGAGAUAUACGCGAAAGACGAGAAUCUGUGGUUUAAAGACUUCACCAAGGCUUUUGUGAAGCUCACGGAGAACGGAGUCAAGUUCCCAGAGAGUUCGGGCUGGCUUAAGUUUUUCGGCGUCAAGUAA